Messenger RNA from Chlamydomonas reinhardtii, 2933 nucleotides. RefSeq lists its product as uncharacterized. Gene Ontology annotation, molecular function: RNA polymerase II general transcription initiation factor activity; DNA binding; TFIIF-class transcription factor complex binding. Gene Ontology annotation, cellular component: nucleus; transcription factor TFIIF complex. Gene Ontology annotation, biological process: positive regulation of transcription elongation by RNA polymerase II; transcription initiation at RNA polymerase II promoter. Bases 104 to 2026 code for a protein of 640 amino acids. The record is from RefSeq and is a predicted model, not a curated record. NCBI's taxonomy places the organism in Eukaryota, Viridiplantae, Chlorophyta, Chlorophyceae, Chlamydomonadales, Chlamydomonadaceae. The transcript is spliced from 16 exons.
GCAGUGCACUCAAAUUGAGAAAGCGACUAGAAUCCCAUUGCCUGGGCCUCCCAAGGCAUGAUAGCUUGCGAUUCAAUGCAUUACGACUAAUAGGCCGCUAAAAAUGUCACAGAAACCUCAGGAACUUGGGCAGCGAGGCCAGGUGCUAGAUGUCUUGCCUCCGGGACCAAUUCAUCGGAACCGCAGACAGGUGGUCGCCAAAUUUGCGCACCGCCUGCCGCCCUUCCGUGAGCCCGGCACCACCUUCACCGUGACGCCCGACAACCGGGUCGCGGUGCUGGCGGAGGCGGUGGCGGCCGCGGCGGCGGCGGCAGGUGGCGCCGGCGCCGUCAAGAAGCGGGAGGAGACCGUCAGCCGGCUGCGGCCCACCACGCAGCCGAACGCGGCGGCGGCCACCGAGCUCAAGACGCCGCUGCUGCUGGAGCAGCGGGAGGGAGGCGCCACGUCGGGACCGCCCGCGGCCGUGUACAAGGGCGUGCCCGAGGCGGGCGCCGGCAGCAAUGUGGGCGAGGGGCCGCCGCUGCACUACGUCCUGUUCCGCGCGGGCAACCGCGUCAUAGCGCUGCCGGCCGACCAGUGGUUCAGCUUCAAGCCGCACGUGGACAGGCGAGGUAUGGCUGACUCCACGGCGGCUCAGACGCGGCAGGCGGCGCCGGUGCCGGCGGUGGGGGGCCGCGGGCGCGGUGCCGCCAAGGACGCCGGGCCUGCCGACUUCUUCGCCUCCCGCCUCAUCCCCAAGUCCCAGCGCCUGGAGAAGCAGCGGCAGGAGGAGGAGGCUCGCGAGCGGCAGGAGCAGGUGGCGGCGGGGCGGCUGCUGGUGGACGACGACCUGGCGGGUGGUGGCGGCGGCGGCGGCGGCGGCGGGCGGCUGAAGCGGUACGUGGACGAAGACGACAUGGAGGCCGAGCUGUUUGGCGGUGACGAGGACGACGAUCUGGCCGGGGGGCAGGGCGGCAAGUUUGGCAAGGGAGGCAAGAAAGGCGCGGGCGGCGGCUCCAAGGGGCGGCGGGGCGGCGGCGAUGACGACCUGGAUCUGGAUCUGGACGAGGUGCCUGAGGACUUGUACGGCGGGGUGGACGACCAGCUGAGGCCGGAGAAACCCGAGGAGGCUGAGGACUGGGAGCACGAGUUCAACCCAGACGACGACGACCAGGACCAGGGCGCGGACUCGGAGUACGAGGACGACCCCGGCAUGCGCAAGAAGCUGGGCAUUGAGGGCGACGACGAGGACGAGGACGGCGAGGACGACACCAACAGGAAGCUGCAGAAGCUGGGAGACCCCGACGACGAGGAGGAGGAGGAGGAGGAGCGGAAGAAGGCGGAGGCGGAGCGGCAGCAGCAACAGCUUCAGCUGCAGCAGCAGCAGGCGGCCGCCGCCGCCGCCGCCGAGGAGGAGGAGGGCGGCGAGGAGGAGGGCGAGGGCGAGGAAGACGACAGCGACCUGGACGACCUGGACGAGAUGGAUGAGGACGUGUUGCCAGCGCCGCGCGCCCAGCCCGUCAAGCAGCCGCCCGCGCCCGUACCCGUGCCCAAGCCGGCUCCGGCUCCGCCGCCCGCGCCCGCGCCUGCAGCUGCAGCUGCGCCAGCGGCAUCCACGCCCGCUGCGGCGCCGGCCGCUGCUGCUGCUGCUGCCGCGAGUGCGGGCGGCAAGCGCAAGGCGGACGAUGCACGGCCUGUGCAGGACGGAGCAAAACGCGCACGCACGGCCACGCCACCGCCCGCUGCUGUCGUGGCUGCUGCGGCCGUGGCAGCGAAACCAGCUGCCUCGCCCGCCGCAGCGCCGGCUGCUGCCGCUGCUGGCGGCGGCGGCGGCACGGGGCCGGUGACGGCGGAGGACGUGAUUGAGCUGCUGCGCAAGCAGCCCACAGGCUCCAUGCCGUUCCAGGACUUCACCCGCCACUUCAUGAAGCGAACCACCACACCAGAGCUGCGCGCGCACCUCAAGACGCUAACUGUGUCGCUCUGCAAGAGCAGCAAGACCGCUGCGGGCGUGUUGAUGGUGGAGCUCAAGCCCGAUAAGAAGUAAGAAACACAGCAGGCUUCAGUGCUGGUGUCGGUGUUGUUCGAGGUGUGUCAUGGUUACACUGAGUUGCAGUUACAGUAAGGGUGGUGGUGGUAACAAUAAGGUGAAGGGGCCGUGGCGUGUGUACGGUAAGAGGUGGGUGAGCGGAGCUGGUCCUGGGAAGGUUCGCAUAGGUGGAGGAGACUGCAUAUGGGGCCCGUGCGCAGCCUUCUCGCCCCCUGCUUUGCGACUGGUGUGACUCGCUGCCCGUUCAAUAGCAAUAGCCAGCGACUUGCUCCAGGACCAAGUUUGAGUGGUAGCGAGAGCUACCGGUUUGGACUCUUGAGGUGAGCACCAACCGUGGUGCCUGUUGGGGUGUGGUUAACCCGACUCGCGCUGCUGGCGGAGCAUAGACCCGGCAGCCCCCUCGGUCCCCUCGGACGGGCUGAUUGAUACUAGCGAUCGUACCGUAUGACUGAGGUAUAGGCGGUUGGAGCAAGCGGGAGGCGAUGGGGGAGACAGUGGGCGCAAUUUCGACUUUGCGGGGGUUUGACACCUGGUGCACGCGGGGGCCGUGUCGUCGGUCAGUCAAACUCGUGCCCGAACAGCCGUGCAGCGUGUAUGCGUGUGCGUAUUAUUGUAAACAGCAUGCUAAAAGCCCUUGAGCCGAACAAGUUUUGGGGAAUGAAUUGAUGACUAACGAAACAGGAAGUCUUGUGGGCAUCGGCGUCGAUCGGGCUGCAAAGCGCAGUCUUCAUGCAUGUGCCUAUGCAAGCAACUUAUCAUAACACACGUACGUAACGCUGAACUCUUGCUUGGUAACGGAGCUCUUGAGUUCCCCUACUUCACUGCUUCGCACUUACGGUCGCGUACUACGCCGUGCGCACCGCUUGGAGCUUCAUAUGAUUACUUGUAUAACUUACAGCAUUUU